Messenger RNA from Amoebophrya sp. A120, 3152 nucleotides. The record is from the annotation of a GenBank genome assembly. Lineage: Eukaryota; Dinophyceae; Syndiniales; Amoebophryaceae.
AGAACACUCAGCGUCUCUGCUACCUAUUUGAAUUAUGUGUCGGAGUCGUGGUCGUGGGAAGGUAGGAACAAUUGUGAUCGGUAAGGAUCAAUCGGUGCAAUCAUGAUUGUACUUCUAAAUCACUGCAAACGUGGUCGGUAUCGCAAGCAAACAUCAAUAUUAACACAGAGUGCAUCAAACCAAACACUUGAGAGGCAGUUCGUCUUUUGUGGUUGAUGCUCUAAAUCGUAUUGCAUUACUUGUGACCAAUUGUUGCCAAUAAAACUCGUCAAACAUCACUAGCAUUACAAAAAACGAGAAGCCAUCGGAGAAGAAGAUUUUCGAGCGUGUUGCUUCAGUAGUGCUUUCCUUCAGGUGUUUUUUCUUUCCUCCGAUCACUCAACGAGGCACAGAAAAAAGUUUUAGCGGACGAGGGACAGGAACGACGUGAAAAUCAAGAAGGAUUGAAAAAUGCAUGCCUACGACAAGAAGGCCGCGCGGUCCUCGCGGGGCUCCCGUCGCGGGGCUCCCGUCGCGGCUCCAACCGGACCAAGAGCCGCAACAAUUUCGCCAAUCUGGGCCGCACGAUAUCGUUCUCUCCCAUGGUCUUCGACGCAGCGAUGAACACAGUCGCGGCGGUGCAACAGGCAGACCUGGAGGCGCGCGGGUCGAGAAUGAAUAGUGGGAAGAAGCUAUCCAAGAAAAAAGCUGUGUUAGUGUAACGCUCUUUGGCUGACAGCAUCACAAAUUUUCUCUACAUGACAGAGAGAACCUGUCAGGCGUGGUUUGUAAGGGAAAACAAACAUGAAAAGAGGACUGCAUGGCUGUCUUGCAUGACAGGUGUAACUCUGUUGCAUGUUCUGCAUCACAGAUUUACACUUACACAGUUUUUUUCUUGCAUAGAAGCAAGCCGUCAUUUUGGAUGAGGAUGCGGAGACCACGGACACGGUAGAGGAAGAAGCAUUGGCGUCAGGUACUUACGGGGAGUGAAAAUGGAUGAUUCUAUUUUCUACAUUAGCAGGAGUACUCACACAGAAGAACUACACCAGCCAUCAUUCCUAGAUUGAUGCAGCGAACCGAUGCCGUAUGUAUGUUUGUGUUUCCAGCAGUUGUGCAAGUACAAAGUGCGGAAGAAAAUGAGAUUAAGAAGAAGAACGUAGUUACCCUAAACCCUGAUCACUCACUACUUAGGCUCCGCGGCACUCGGGCGUACAAGUAGCCAGACACCGAGACGCACAUCACCACGCAGUGGUGCAAGCUCCUCCUCAACAUAUUCCGGUAAAACUGUUUUUUUUUGAUGUCUACGGUGUGCAUUAGCAUUUCAGUUCGAUUCUGCCCGACUCUGACCAUGAUCAUGGGGAACAAAGUUGUAGACUUGUUUCGAGCGCACGCGCAGCACUUGCAAUAUGAACGUCAUUCAAGGUAGCUGUAGAACAAAAUCUUCAAUACAUGAUAUCAAGGUGGCAGGAGUUCUUACAGAAAAUCGUCCUCGUCGUCGUCCUCCCCGUCUUCUUCACCCAGAGCAACUGGCGAAGACCAGCAGUCGUUCUUCGAGCGGAAAACCAGUGGCGCGAUUUACGGUGGUUACAACAAUUCAACGGAAGACGAGAGGACAAGUGCUGCAUCAACUAGUACGGAAAUAAACACCAUCACCGCGAUUAGUGGAACAAAUGACGAAACCGCACCAGGAACGGUAGCGGACGAUGUUGCUAGCAAGAUGGAGCUUUUGAUGCAGAACCAGGAGGCAGCGAGACACUUGCAAGUAAAAAUUGUUUUCUGUUUGUCGUUCUACUUGAGCUUUUUACAGACAUGCUACAUGUUGAGUCUUUUGUCAUGCUCAUGCAUAAAGACACACACAACUGAUGCUGAAGCGAAGAAAGCACAAUUUAUUAAGAUUCAAUUGCCUUCGCAUCAAUGCAAAUCUAAAUCUAUCACAAACUUCUCAGCGACAGGGAGCAGUCCUGAACGAUCAGCUUGCGCGCGACGGUCUAUCCCCCUACGCGGUGAAUCAGGGCCUGAAGUCGUACGCCGAGACGGGGAACUGGACCGCUUUCCAGCAGAUGCACGAAUCCGGCUUGCUAGCGAAUUUCGAGUCGCGCGACAGGAACGGAGACGGGUUUCUGGAUCAAACGGAAGACGACUGUGCUGCGAACGCGGAUUUAAACGGGGACGGGAGAGUAUGACAGUGCAGAACUUCCAUUCCCCCUUAUUUGUUACGGAAUUAAUUUACCAAAUCCACAGCUUGCGCUGGCUUGCCUUUCGGAUUGUUUGUUUAUCCGGAUUUACAGUACUACAAUGAAUCCGUUUUCGAAUUCGUCAUGCGAAGGGUUCAUUUCUGUUGCGUUGUCCUUGUCGGUUGUGUUGCUGCUGCUCGGGCCCUCCAAAUGAGGGGAAUGAACUGGGAGUCGUGCACUCUCAUAGAGAACGAGCGUGGUGGAGGCGCAUACGCAUUGUUCAACGAGUGCGGAAGGGGCGAACGGCAAUGAUAUUGGGACCUCCACAGCACCGGUAGCGCCGGUUCCGGGGGUGAUCGCAACCGAAACUGGAGCAACAGCCAUGUUGGAAAUUGAUACUAGUCAGCCCCUAUGAAUUGCAAAAGUAUCGUACUCGUAUAAAUGCAAUACAAAUUUCCUCAGCAUGAGAAAUAGCAUUUGUAAUGCAGGCUUGCCUUAAGAGAAUGAUUUGUAAUGCAAGACUUGCAUUUAUACGAGUACGAUACUUUUGCACAGGAUAGCCCCCUCCCACUCGGGAGUCGUCGACCACGUCGGAAGAUAGUUUCGAGGACGUGUUGGUCGAAACAGGAAAAAAAGACCCAGAUACUGGCUACGAGGAACUGGUGGUGCAAAAGGCACCAAGAAGGUCCUCGUCCUCACUGGUACCUGGAAGAUGGUCCUUGUCCUCGUUGUUCUGCGGUAAUAAGUGCGGAACAUCCCCAUCCCAACAGCACGUCGAGUACACGCCGGACAAUGAUGCUCCUGUCGAACGAGGAGUUGGCUAUCAACAACAAGAACAACCUCCACGAGCAGGUGACAAACUGAAUUUUGACCCUUUGUAGAUAGAAGUUCGCCACGAAAUCAUUUCAACAAGAUCAUCAAUUUGAGCACAUGCUUGCACCAUCACCUUCACCGCUGAAUAUAUUUUCCGCUAGAGGGACGUUGCUCCUGCUCCAGGAU